This is a messenger RNA of Saccoglossus kowalevskii, 1034 nucleotides long. RefSeq names its product nicotinamide N-methyltransferase-like. Gene Ontology annotation, molecular function: N-methyltransferase activity. NCBI's taxonomy places the organism in Eukaryota, Metazoa, Hemichordata, Enteropneusta, Harrimaniidae. The record is from RefSeq and is a predicted model, not a curated record. Gene Ontology annotation, cellular component: cytosol.
CACCAGUACGUCUGUACGACAAACAAGGUGCAUUCGACGUAUUCGUUGUCAUGGCAAAGACACAUUUUGACAGCGAUUACGAGACGGUAUUCGACGUAGACGCUUACUUGAACCUUCUUUUCACAGAUGUGUACACGUGUGGAGGCGGGGGGCCAGGAGAUGGCAAUUACCUUCUUUGUCUGCAGAUUGACUUCUUCAAGAAAGCUACGUUCACGGGAAAUCGCUUAUUGGAAAUCGGCAGUGGACCCACUGUGCAUAACCUGAUACCUGCAAGUGCAUACUUCAAGGAGAUCACAGUUGCAGAAUUUUCCAAGCCUUGCAGGGAUGCUGUCGAAAAGUGGAUCCGCGCCGAACCAGACGCAUUUGACUGGAGUCACUUCUUUGAUUAUGUAUGUGCGAAAGAGGGAAAUGGAGAAAGCUGGAAAUCCCGCCAGGAGAAUCUACGGAAAUAUAUCAAGGGUGUGAUUCCCUGUGAUGUGCACGAAAGCAACCCACUUGGUCUAAAUUCGUUGGAUCCGUUCGACGCCAUCAUCACGUCUACCUGUCUCGAAGCAGCCUGCCUCGAUAAUCAGUCGUACCGGUCAGCUAUCAAAAAUAUUACCAAAUUGCUGAAACCAGGAGGAUUGUUGCUUAUUUGGAGUACGUUAAACGAAAGCUUCUACAUGAUUGGGGGAUCACGAUUCCAUGCUCUACCUCUAGACGCCGAGUUUAUUAUAAAUGCUGUCAAGGAAGCAGGUUAUACUGACAUUAAAACAACCAAAUUUCCUGUUCCACCAUUCGAAGGCAUUGAGAAAAUUGCAGACGCAGAAGGAAUAUUGUUUCUAACUGCAUGCAAAUUAUAAAUUUUUUGUGAAUUUUUAUGGCAUAUUGUUUGGUUAGGUUUCUUUUUUUGAUACAAAAGGGAUCUAUACCAUUCGCAAUUAUUUAAAUUAUGUAAUCUGUGUUGAAGUACCGGUAUAUCAAAUACAUAGAAGAAUCCACACUCGUUUACUAUUUUUAAUUCCAAUGAAAAAUGAAUAAAAUAAACAAAUAAA